CCAAGAUGUUCAAAUUGGUGGUGUUGUCUGCUCUCCUCGCUGCGGCGGUGGCUACCCCAGGAGUCUUUAUUUCUCCAUUCGCCCCGCUAACUUACACCUCUACGGUGGUAUCCCCAGCUACCACAACUAUCACAAACCAGGCCAGCAGUGUCAUCCACCCAUCACCUCUUGUGUACUCUUCACCCUUGGCGUACUCCGCGUACCCAGCUUACACGCACUUGAUCAAGAAGCGGUCUGCACCAUUGGCUGUUAGCACCUACAUCGCACCGUCAGCCUACGUAGCUCCAUGGACGACAUACUCUGCACCAAUCCCGACCUUUGCUGCAUCGGCAAUCACCGCUGCCUACACUACACCGUUCUACAGGACUGCCCCAGUAAUCAGUCACUUGAUUAAGAAACGUUCAGUUGCCAUUCCCUUAAUCGCCCCUACGGCGUACUCACACACUUCUAGAGUAGACUUCCGGUCAACUCCAGCAGUAUCUACUUACACAACCUACUCCGCCCCUCUCACCUACUCCAGGCCAGUUCUUACCCACUUAUACUAGAUUAAAAAAAAACAAUUAGCUGAAACCCACUGCCGAACUCCGACUGAAAACAUAAAUAAUGUCAAAAUUUUCUUACACCAAUAACAGCAUUAGAAAAUGUACAUACUACUUUUAGAUGAUGUUAAUAAAA
Messenger RNA from Pieris brassicae (large cabbage white), 675 nucleotides. RefSeq names its product cuticle protein 16.5-like. The record is from RefSeq and is a predicted model, not a curated record. The transcript has a single exon. Bases 6 to 545 code for a protein of 179 amino acids. NCBI's taxonomy places the organism in Eukaryota, Metazoa, Arthropoda, Insecta, Lepidoptera, Pieridae.